Molecule: messenger RNA, 1035 nt
Organism: Loa loa (African eye worm)
Lineage: Eukaryota; Metazoa; Nematoda; Chromadorea; Rhabditida; Onchocercidae
Exons: 8
Coding region: 1-1035 (344 amino acids)
Biological process (GO): potassium ion homeostasis; cell volume homeostasis; chloride transmembrane transport
Cellular component (GO): membrane
Molecular function (GO): potassium:chloride symporter activity
Source: RefSeq, a predicted model, not a curated record
AUGUUUCUACGAUUAUUCUGGAUUGUUGGUAUCAUGGGAAUUGGCCAAUGUAUUGUAAUGACUUUUCUAUGCAUGUUUUGUACUUUCUUAACAUGUAUCAGUUUAAGUGCUAUUGCAACAAAUGGUGUUAUUGAAGCUGGUGGUACAUAUUAUAUGAUUUCACGAAAUUUAGGACCUGAAUUUGGUACAGCUGUUGGUAUAUUAUUUUAUUUGGGUAAUGCAUGUGCAUGUGCAAUGUAUAUUGUUGCAGCAGUUGAAGUAUUUCUUCUAUACAUAGCACCAAAUAUAACAAUUGGUGGUCAAGAGGUUCAUGAUGAUACCGGCUUAACUGGAAUGAUGUCUAAUAACUAUCGUGUAUAUGGUACUAUCAUUUUGUUACUUAUAUUUAUUGUUGUUGCACUUGGUGUUCGAUUUGUACAAUUCUUUGCACCAAUUUCAUUAAUUUGUGUGCUAAUUUCGAUAUUAGCAAUUUUUGCUGGUAUUAUCGAAAAAAGUAUCAUAUCAAGCAAUCAUCGAGUAUGUUACCUGGAUAACCUUUUAUUACAUGCUAAUGCAUAUGCAUCCAUUAAUAUUACCAACGAUGAUCUAUGCUCCUAUUGUAAUUUUAAUAAUCCAAAACUUAUCGAUAUCAUUUGUCAUAAUAGUUCAUCAUUAGAUUCAUGUGGUAAUCAUACAUUAACAUGCGAAAAAGCUUUUCCUGGUAUUCAAAGUGGUGUUUUUCUUGCAAAUUUACCUAGCCAUUAUAUGAAAGCAGGUGAAGUAGCACCAAAGCAAUAUAUUAGUGAUAAAAAAUUGGAAAUCUUUCAGGAUGUUACAACGACAUUUUUUGUCGUAAUGGCAAUUUAUUUCCCAAGUGUUACCGGUAUUAUGACUGGUGCUAAUAUGAGCGGUGAUUUAAAAGAUCCACAAAAAAGUAUCCCUCAAGGAACAAUUGCUGCACAACUAACAACAUCAAUCAUAUACAUUCUUCUUAUCUUAGCAUUUGGAUCAACAAUUGCUGGUAAAUGGAUUUUUUUUUUUAAAUUUUAUUUUUAA